GUUCAAAACAUGGAGCCACCAAAUUGUGGCGGCGAUAUCUGCGUUUCUUAAUUACGAAGAAGCUGAGCUGAGGGGGGGGGGGAGGAUCUGAUCAUCGGAGAAGACAUGGAAGGGAACAGCUCUUACGGCACAUCGUGGGCUGACCAGUGGGAUAAUAACCCAGACCCGGCGACCGUCGACGCCAAGAACAACCACACCGGAACCGCCAAAUACAAGCAGAAGGUGGGAGAGGGACUUGGAAAGACCAAGGCCGUAGCUAAAACCGGCAUGUCCAAGUUGAAGGAAGGUACCUCCGUCGGCCUCAACUGGAUCAAGACCAAGUACAACAAAACCUCCCACAAAUCCUGAUCUCAUCUGUCUUUCUAUUCAUUUUUAUUUAUUACCCUACUCCAUUAGUCCAUUUGUCAUUUAGGCCUUUUCUUUUUCUUGUACCAUAUUUGUCCCAUAGGCUAUGUUUUCUUCUCUUUCUCCAACUUUGGUAUUCAUUUAUUCUUCACAUACACACUGUAUCGGAUUGUGCUCUUUCUCAUCUUUAUGAUUGUUAAGGCUGUGACUUCUGAACUCAAA
This is a messenger RNA of Prosopis cineraria, 567 nucleotides long. RefSeq lists its product as uncharacterized. The transcript has a single exon. The record is from RefSeq and is a predicted model, not a curated record. Lineage: Eukaryota; Viridiplantae; Streptophyta; Magnoliopsida; Fabales; Fabaceae. Bases 106 to 348 code for a protein of 80 amino acids.